CGAAGACGCGUUGGCGCAUGCGCCUGACUUCCCUUUUUUUUCCUGCCCGAUCUGUUUCACAGCAAUGGCGUCCGUGCUGCUGCAGGGUCUGGUAGUCCAGACUUACCGCCGUUUUCUGACUGCCGCUGCCAGCCGUGUCGCGCUCCGCCCGCAGCCGCGCCGAGAGAACAAGCGCUGGGUCCGCGCUUACCUGGAGCAGCAGCGCGCGCUGGAGCCCCCGAUGCGCCGCUCUGAAAAACCUAAUUGGGAUUACCAUGCAGAAAUACUAGCAUUUAGUCAUCGAUUGCAUGAGAAGUUUUCCUUGGAUAUUCUCAAAACUGCCUUCAUUAAUCGUUGUUACAUUAAAAGUGAAGAAGCCAGACGCAAAAUGCUGGGACUAGAAAAAGAAGAAAUUGCUCUUAAUCUCAAGGACAACCAACAACUUUCAGAGCAGGGGGCUGCUUUUUCUCAUUCAUAUCUCACAGAAUGCUUUGAAAAGGCCUUUCCAAAAAUUCCACCAGCUGGCAUUGAGGCUAUUGUUAACUUUCUCACUAGUGAAGAACUGGUAUCUUAUUUGGCCAAAAACUUGUCUUUACAAGACUUGACACUUUGCGCAGAAUUUCCUGUACCACCUAACGUGCUUCAGCAAACACUCUUUGCUGUAAUAGGCGCAUUGCAUCAAAGCAGUGGCCCUCAGAGAACAGAGAUCUUUGUCAGGGACUUCUUCAUUCCCCAGUUGAUAGGAAAAGACCUAUUUGAACUUUGGAAUGUGGUAAACCCCAUGGGCUUACUGGUGGAAGAACUGGCCAAGAGGAAUGUGUCUGCUCCAGAGCCAAGGCUAACAAGACAGUCAGGAGCCACCACUGCCUUACCAUUGUUCUUUGUUGGAUUGUACUGUGACAAGAAGCUUCUGGCAGAAGGAACCGGCGAAACAAUAUUGGCUGCUGAAGAUGAGGCUUCCCGUGUGGCCCUCCGGAAACUUUAUGGGUUUACUGAGAAUAGGCAGCCUUGGGAUUAUUCUGCUCCAAAAUUGGAGCAGAGAGCAGAAAAUGUAAUUAGCAGCAGUUAGGCAGAAAAGUUUGCUCCUACUUUCUGUACAAAUCUUUUCAAGAAACUUUAUUUAACCAGUUACUGUGUAGCUUGGGUUUUGAAAACACCCACAUUUCCUUCAACAGGAAAUAAUACUGGGGCAGAGAGAAGUCUUAUGUUCACAAAUAAAUAACUUUGAAGAGCAGGACUUUUGACCAAUACCAUCGUAGGAUUCACACCCCUUACCCGGGAAGUUUGACCCUUGGAAAUAUUAAAUAGCUGUUAUCCAUGGACACUGCAAAAAGGCAAACAAGUAUGAUUAAUGAUCUCUCUCAAAAGUUUUGCACAGUAUGUGGAAUGUUAGCUCAGUUGAGACUUCAGUUGCAAAAUAACAUGGUAACAAGAUGAAAAGCUAAGAUGUAAAACCUCAGUCUAAUUUAGGGCAGUACAAUGUUUUAUAUCCUGCCAUGGAAUAAAAUUUAUUUAUAGCUA
Sphaerodactylus townsendi is the source of this 1500-nucleotide messenger RNA. RefSeq names its product mitochondrial ribosomal protein L44 (gene MRPL44). Gene Ontology annotation, molecular function: double-stranded RNA binding; ribonuclease III activity. The transcript is spliced from 4 exons. The record is from RefSeq and is a predicted model, not a curated record. Gene Ontology annotation, cellular component: nucleus. NCBI's taxonomy places the organism in Eukaryota, Metazoa, Chordata, Lepidosauria, Squamata, Sphaerodactylidae. The coding region runs from base 65 to 1048 and encodes 327 amino acids. Gene Ontology annotation, biological process: regulation of gene expression; rRNA processing; primary miRNA processing.